Radiomyces spectabilis is the source of this 222-nucleotide messenger RNA. RefSeq lists its product as uncharacterized. Bases 1 to 222 code for a protein of 73 amino acids. The record is from RefSeq and is a predicted model, not a curated record. Lineage: Eukaryota; Fungi; Mucoromycota; Mucoromycetes; Mucorales; Radiomycetaceae. The transcript has 3 exons.
AUGAAAAACUCACCAAGAUCAGUUUUAAUCGGAUGGACUUCCUUGGCUGUUUGUGCUUUAGGAGGGUACAUGGUCAGUAAAGCUUACACCAACCAUCGGCUGAAGCAGUACACGUCAGGUUUCGGUUCGGUUACUUCUUCCAAUGCGAACAUUCCCGAUACACCAGCAGAACAAAAGGACCCGAAUGCGCCUUUCCAACGAUCGGUCAAUCGUCGACUGUAA